Messenger RNA from Strongyloides ratti, 432 nucleotides. Its product is annotated as Transthyretin-like family-containing protein. The transcript has 2 exons. NCBI's taxonomy places the organism in Eukaryota, Metazoa, Nematoda, Chromadorea, Rhabditida, Strongyloididae. Bases 1 to 432 code for a protein of 143 amino acids. The record is from RefSeq and is a predicted model, not a curated record. Gene Ontology annotation, cellular component: cell surface.
AUGAUUAAACUUUUCAUAAUAUAUAUAAUUAUUACUUUUGUACUUUUAAAAACCAAUGGUUAUUUACAAGGAAUUAAAGUUGAGGGUCGUAUUCUUUGUAAAAAAGUUCCUGUAUCAGAUUUAGAGAUUAUAUUAAAAAAUGAAAAUUUAUUAUUUGAUAACAUAUUGUCAAAAGGAAAGACCAAUAAAGAUGGUUAUUUUGUAUUAUCUGGUAAAGAUAAUGAAUUAAGUAGAAUUGUUCCUUAUGUUCAAAUUACUUGGACAUGUCCCAAAGAAUACAUUCUAUCACAUUAUGAUUCUAUGAAAUUUUAUGUAUUAGAAAAUGCUACAGUAUACUAUUAUGAUUAUUUUAAAUAUUAUUAUAAUUUUGGUGUAAUUGAUCUUUAUAAUGUUGUAGAUGAUUUGUAUCAAUUUCCAAAAACGUAUGUUUAG